Messenger RNA from Prionailurus viverrinus (fishing cat), 3565 nucleotides. It is a transcript of the gene LIPG, whose product is annotated as lipase G, endothelial type. Gene Ontology annotation, biological process: lipid metabolic process. The transcript has 11 exons. NCBI's taxonomy places the organism in Eukaryota, Metazoa, Chordata, Mammalia, Carnivora, Felidae. Gene Ontology annotation, molecular function: lipoprotein lipase activity; protein binding. The record is from RefSeq and is a predicted model, not a curated record. Bases 148 to 1650 code for a protein of 500 amino acids.
UGCGUGCGUCGGCCGAGACUUGGCAGUGGCCACGUGUCUGAGAACCCCAAGUUUGACUCACUGUUCCCUUUGGAGAGUGCCGCCUGGUAUCCCUCUAGCGCUGCAUUCCCAAGUCCUGUUUCGGGAGAGGGGGUGUGGCGGGGAAGGAUGCGAAACUCCGUUCCUCUGCUCUGCCUCUGGAGCGUCCAUUGUUGCUUUGCGGCGGGAAGCCCCACACCCCCCGGUCCGGAGGGACGGCUGCAAGAUGAGCUCCGUACGCCCAGGAAUGUACAGAUUGUUGCCAAACCUCUCGUGAGAUUUAACCUCCGCACCUCUGGGGACUCAGAACACGAAGGAUGCUACCUCUCCCUCGGCCACAACCAGCCCUUGGAAGACUGUGGCUUCAACAUGACAGCCAAAACCUUUUUCAUCAUUCACGGAUGGACGAUGAGUGGCAUGUUUGAAAAUUGGCUAUACAAGCUUGUGUCCGCCCUGCAGAUGAGAGAGAAAGAAGCCAAUGUUGUGGUGGUUGACUGGCUUCCCCUGGCCCACCAGCUCUACACAGACGCGGUCAAUAACACGAGGGUGGUGGGACACAGUGUUGCAAGGAUGCUCGAUUGGCUGCAGGAGAAGGAUGAUUUUUCUCUUGGGAAUGUUCACUUGAUCGGCUACAGCCUCGGAGCCCACGUGGCAGGGUAUGCUGGCAACUUCGUGAAAGGCACGGUGGGCAGAAUCACAGGUUUGGAUCCUGCCGGGCCGCUGUUUGAAGGGGUGGACAUCCACAGGAGGCUGUCCCCCGACGACGCGGACUUUGUGGAUGUCCUCCACACCUACACACGUUCCUUCGGCUUGAGCAUCGGAAUUCAGAUGCCCGUGGGCCACAUCGACAUCUACCCCAACGGGGGUGAUUUCCAGCCGGGCUGUGGACUCAAUGAUGUCUUGGGGUCAAUUGCGUAUGGAACAAUCACGGAAGUGGUGAAAUGUGAGCACGAGCGGGCCGUACACCUCUUUGUUGACUCCCUGGUGAAUCAGGACAAGCCGAGUUUUGCGUUCCAGUGCACGGACUCAAAUCGCUUCAAAAAGGGGAUCUGUCUCAGCUGCCGCAAGAACCGUUGUAACAGCAUUGGCUACAAUGCCAAGAAAACCAGGAGUAAGAGGAACAGCAAAAUGUACCUCAAAACCCGGGCAGGCAUGCCCUUCAGAGUUUACCAUUAUCAGAUGAAAAUCCACAUCUUCAGCUAUAAGAAUAUGGGAGACAUCGAACCCAACUUUUAUGUCACCCUUUAUGGCACCAACGCAGACUCCCAGAUCCUGCCUUUGGAAAUAGUGGAGCAGAUCGGGCUGAAUGCCACCAACACCUUCCUGGUCUACACCGAGGAGGACCUUGGAGACCUCUUGAAGAUCAAACUCACCUGGGAGGGGGCAGCUCAGUCCUGGUACAACCUGUGGAAGGAGCUUCGCAGCUACCUGUCCCAGCCCCGCAGCUCUGAGCGGCAGCUGAACAUCAGGCGCAUCCGGGUCAAGUCUGGGGAGACCCAGCGGAGGUUGACCUUUUGUGUGGAAGACCUUGACAACACCAGCAUAUCCCCCGGCCAAGAGCUCUGGUUUCACAAGUGUCGGGAUGGCUGGAGAAUGAAAAAUGAAACCAGCCCAACUGUGGAGCUUUCCUGAGGGGCCAGUGAGGCCCACUUGCACCCGCCUUCCAGACACAUGGAGGAAAGUUACUGCUGAGGACCCACCUGAUGGAAGGACCCCUCUUGGCCUUGACCCUCAGGCACUGGCAAGAGACUGUUUGCUGGGCCCAGGACCUUACCUCCUAUGACUGUUGGGACUUCUCGCCGGAGGGGACCAUACGCUGCUGUUCCUGCUGUUCCUGCUGCUCUAGAAUUGCUCUAACUCCAGACCUGUGUGCGAAGGGUCGGAUGCCCGGGCCUCCGGUGCACACUGCACUGGUUUCUGGGUGACUGGAUGAGCCUGUGCUUCGCCUGACAGCGGACACUUGUGAAAGCACAUGGAGGACUGUCAGCUGCCUGAUCUGAAUGGUGGGGAGAGGUCUUUCCACUGGGAGCUGACUUGUGUCAGGAUGGCAGACCCAUGAUCUCAUUUGGCCAGAGGGAGGGGAGUAUAGAUGUGGGGUGGUGGCGAGGCCCUCACUGUUGGGGUUUGGUGGGCUGCAUUGAUCAAUAAUCAUUACAUUGCAGGCAUUCCGUCCUGCUCCCCAGCUUACUCUCUAAAGCACACAUCGUUGGGUGUCUUGGUUUUCCUGUUGCUUAAUGUUUGAUGGGACAGAUGUUUAUUAAGCACUUAAACUUGAUUAGCAUGAGGCAGUAGACGCAUUAGUAAACCUUUCCAGACUUGGAAUCUAAUGGAGUUGGGAUUUCUAGUCUCCCUUCCAGUUUAGAUGAUCCAUGAAUAUACAUGGGAUGAAGGGCACAAUGGACACCGGGAGGGCUACAGGGUCUAAGCCUCGGGGAUCCGAGGCUUGAAGUGGUUUCAGCUAUUUCUUGUUACUCAAUGUGCACACUCCUUGUAAGAGCGACAUGUUUGAUCACUUGCAUGGAAAGAGCAGAGUGCCACACGUGCUGGGGAUGGAACCGUGGCCCAUCUCCAAAUGCGAUUGCUUCAGAGCAAAAUCUCUUCUGCUUGGGGAGGUAGAAGGCAUCAUAUAUCUGUUAUACGUAUCUGUUCCUACAGAAACCAGCACCUGUCAAACAGAGCUGGCGCUAAGAUUCAAUAGAAUGCCUUUUCCUCCGUGGAAUAUCUUGCUCUAAUAGCAGCGCCUUCUCUGUGUUGAACUUAGAAAAGCCUCCAAUUGUAGCUCUUGACAUAAAUGAAUAUAUGCGAUAUCUGAGAAACUGGUUUAUACUUUUCAAAAGAUUUGCAUGUGCAUCACUUCGCUGGAGACUCACAAGAGGAGCGCAAGGCAGCUAAUGUCUGUUUUACAACACGAAGGCUUAAUGAGGUUCAGCCACAUGCCUAGAUUUAUAUCCCAGGUCGGUGGUGGAGCCCGGUGAGGACCCAGAUUUCCUGGAGGCAAAGCCUGUGGUAUGUUCAUUUCUGCAACUUCCUCAAGAUGUCUACAGCCUUUUCACCCCAAUAUGCCUCAGAGGUGACAAGCAAGGAGCUGGUUUUUGGAGGCAUCCAUUAAACCAUAAACCCUUAUAUUAGUAUAUAGCCAGGAGAAUAAGAGGUUGGGCUUUUUCUGGACGAGAUUUAUUUGGAAGGAGGUGUGAUGUCAAAUAGGGGAGAAGGGUGAUUUUUCUUUGUACUUAGGUUUUUCGAAAGAUGUUGUUUUAACCUGUGUUGUGCCAAAGUUGUGUAAUUUUCAAUGCCAAACUUUUGAAGACGUAACCAGUCAAGUCUUAGUUCAAGGUGUUUUCUUAAAUUGUGUGCUUCUUCUGUUGCUUCUGUGAAUGCUUUCUAACCAAAGUGGAGCUUCUGUUAUUGGCCAUGCCUCCUGAUUACUUCUGCCUUCUGUUUUUAGGAAUGGAAGCCUCGGGAAUCACAUCCUCAGUGGGUCCUGUAUCUAUACAUUUGGCUUGAAGCCUUAGUUGUAUAUAAUGAUGCUUUUUUUUUUUUUUUAACA